Messenger RNA from Cricetulus griseus (Chinese hamster), 2640 nucleotides. Lineage: Eukaryota; Metazoa; Chordata; Mammalia; Rodentia; Cricetidae. The record is from RefSeq and is a predicted model, not a curated record.
GAAGAGCUGUAGGAAUGGUCAUGACUUGAAGACUGAUCACAACCUGAGUGUGCUGAAAACUCAUGGUGUUGACCACCUCACCUAUAGUGAGCUUUGCCAGCUCUUGGUUCAGAAUGACCCCUGGCUUUUACCAGAAAUCUGCCUACAUUACAACAAAGGCGAUGGACCCUUCGGCUCUUGCUCAUUUCAAAAGCAGUGUAUUAAACUCCAUAUCUGCCAGUACUACUUACAGGGAGAGUGCAAGUUUGGCACUAGCUGUAAGCGGUCCCACGAGUUCACCAACUCUGAGAAUCUGGAGAAGUUGGAGAAGUUGGGUGUAAGUUCUGAGCUGGUGAGCAGGCUGCUGUCUACUUACCGGAAUGCAUAUGACAUCAAGAACAAGGGCUCAGCCCUCAACAAAGUGUCCCCUCCUCCUGCAGGUCCACAGGGGACUUCCGAAAGAAAAGACAGUUCAGGUUCUGUGUCACCAAGCGCUCCUAGCCAGGAGGAGAGUGAACAGAUUUGCUUGUACCACAUUCGGAAAAGUUGUAGCUUUCAAGAUAAGUGCUAUCGAGUUCAUUUCCAUUUGCCAUAUCGGUGGCAGUUCUUGGAUGGAGGCAAAUGGAAGGAUUUGGGCAACAUGGAGCUUAUUGAAGAGGCAUAUAGCAAUCCCAGUAAAGAGAGAAUUAUAUACACAGAGUCAGCUGCUGGCUUUCACUUUGAUAAUUUAGACUUUGAUUCCAUGAAGUUUGGUAGUACUGUGGCUCGCCGACUCUCCACAGCUUCUUCAGUCACCAAACCCCCACAUUUCAUCCUCACUACUGACUGGAUUUGGUACUGGUUGGAUGAGUUUGGUUCUUGGCAGGAAUAUGGACGACAAGGCACCGUGCACCCUGUGACCACCAUCAGCAGCAGUGAUGUGGAAAAGGCUUACCUGGCAUUCUGUGUCCCAGGGGCUGAUUCCCAGGCAGCCACCUUGAAGUUCCAGGCUGGAAAACACAACUACGAGUUAGACUUCAAAGCCUUUCUACAGAAAAACCUUGUGUAUGGCACCAUCAGAAAGGUUUGUCGAAGACCCAAGUAUGUAUCUCCCCAGGAUGUCCAGAUGAAGCAGUCCUGCAGUACUAAGUUUCAAGGCCCAAGGAGCAUCCCAGACUACUGGGACCCUGCAGCCCUGCCAGACCCAGGAUUUAAGAAGAUUAUUCUCAGUUCUUCCUCAGAAGAGUACCAGAAGGUGUGGAACCUCUUCAACCGUACACUACCUUUCUACUUUGUUCAAAAGAUCGAGCGGAUCCAGAACCUGGGCCUGUGGGAAGUCUACCAGUGGCAGAAAGGGCAGAUGCAGAAGCAGAACGGAGGGAAGGAAGUAGAUGAGAGGCAGCUGUUCCAUGGUACAAACACCAGCUUUGUGGAUGCCAUCUGCCAGCAGAACUUUGACUGGCGGGUCUGUGGUCUACAUGGCACAUCGUACGGCAAAGGGAGCUACUUCGCAAGGGACGCUGCCUAUUCCCACCACUACAGCAAAUCCGACACCCAUUCCCACACCAUGUUCCUGGCCCGGGUGCUGGUGGGAGACUUCGUCAGGGGCAGUGCUGCUUUCGUCCGCCCUCCAGCCAAGGAAGGCCAGAGCAACGCCUUCUAUGACAGCUGUGUGAACAGCAUGUCCGACCCAACCAUCUUUGUCGUUUUUGAGAAGCAUCAAAUCUACCCUGAGUACCUCAUCCAAUACUCCACUUCCUCCAAGCCACCGGCUGCCCCAUCCAUCUUCGUUGCCCUGGGCUCCUUGUUCACCGGCCGGCAAUGAGUGUGGCAGGGCUUUUGGGGGCUGUUUGGGAAGCAUUUUUUUUUUUUUUUUUUUUUUUUUUUUUAAACAAAACUUUUAAUGAACUCUUACUUAAUGUGGCUUCUCGGUGAAGUUACAUUCUUCUUUCCAUUUUUUUUUUUUCCUCUCCCCUAGUGCUGGGGAUGGGGCUUGUGCUUGCUAGGCAAGCACUCUACCACUGAGCUAAACUCCCAGCCCUUUUAAAAUGUUUUUAUUAUGAGGCAGAGUUUUGCUAAAUUACAUUCUGCCUCAGUCUCCUGAGCAGCUGGGAUUACUGGCCUCUGUUGCCAGACCUGACUUGAAGCUACUAUCUUAAUCCUUAACUUUUAUGUCCUUUUAGGUUGGCUUAUGAUCUCACCAGCAGUGAUUGUGAGCCCAAGUUUGUCUUUUAGUAAUGUUAGUAUUGUAUUUUUAACUCUUUGCUGACUUUGAUGUUUAUUAAUAAUAAGCACAGAAUUUCUACAUAAGUUUUAUGGAUUUUAAUUGUUUAUGUCUAUAUAACAUUUCUGGUUUUGGAGGGUCUUGUGGGUCCAUUGUGCCUUUUUUGUCAGAGCAGCAUCGUGGCCCUUGGGGAAGGAGACUGCAGGGAAGGCCUCGGGCUUCACUGUCACUUUGCCCACUGCUCUGGCACUAACCCAGGCAAUUCUUGGUGUAAAUGAAGCACAACUCCCCCUGACAGGAGACAUAGAUGAGUGAAUGCCCCCUGAAGUCCUGGGCUUGGCCCAUAAUUGCCUGUACCCAAAUCCCAUAAGCAUACCCGACACCUUCCUAUGAGAUGGAGUAACCUGUGCUGCAAAUGUCACAUAAGAGUAUGGCAAUAAAAGACUAUCUAAAGCAGA